AUGUUCAAAAUCCUGUUGAUCUGCGCAGUUAUUGGCCUGGCCGCCGCUGUGGAGUCUGAAGCGAAUGCGGAAACUCUUGAACGCAAGGACGAUGUGCGCCCAGAUGGUUUCAAUACCCUCCUGAAGACCUCCAAUGGCAUUGAACAAGCUCAGAGCGGUGAUGAGCACGGAAACUCUCAGGGAGACUUCAGCUGGGUCUCGCCCGAAGGUGUCCAUGUUCUGGUUAAGUAUGUGGCUGAUGAGAAUGGUUACCAGCCCCAGAGCGAUUUGCUGCCCACACCACCCCCAAUCCCAGUUGAGAUCCAGCGCGCUCUUGAAUGGAUUGCUGCCCACCCCUCAAAGCUUGAGAAAUAG
Molecule: messenger RNA, 354 nt
Organism: Drosophila novamexicana
Lineage: Eukaryota; Metazoa; Arthropoda; Insecta; Diptera; Drosophilidae
Product: larval cuticle protein III/IV-like
Exons: 2
Coding region: 1-354 (117 amino acids)
Cellular component (GO): chitin-based extracellular matrix
Molecular function (GO): structural constituent of chitin-based larval cuticle
Source: RefSeq, a predicted model, not a curated record